This is a messenger RNA of Macrosteles quadrilineatus (aster leafhopper), 1444 nucleotides long. Its product is annotated as small ubiquitin-related modifier-like. Bases 141 to 452 code for a protein of 103 amino acids. Lineage: Eukaryota; Metazoa; Arthropoda; Insecta; Hemiptera; Cicadellidae. The transcript has 5 exons. Gene Ontology annotation, cellular component: PML body; nucleus. Gene Ontology annotation, biological process: protein sumoylation. The record is from RefSeq and is a predicted model, not a curated record. Gene Ontology annotation, molecular function: protein tag activity; ubiquitin-like protein ligase binding.
ACACUCUUUUGAUGGUUUGAUGGUCACAACAUUUCAUUGCUCUGUUUAGUUCUUGGCGCCAUUAUAUCACAUUAGGAAAACUUAAUUUUAAUUAUAACAGUUUAUAAUUGAGUGUUGGAUUAUUUAAUUCUAAACACAACAUGUCUGACACACAGGGACAGAAGGACGAUAAUUCGGAAUACAUCAAACUAAAAGUCGUUGGAAACGACUCAAAUGAAAUCCACUUUCGGGUCAAAAUGACAACGCAGAUGGGAAAACUCAAGAAAUCUUACAGCGAAAGAGUGGGUGUUCCAGUGACAUCUUUGAGAUUCCUCUUUGAUGGCAGAAGAAUUAAUGAUGACGAAACACCAAAGCAGCUGGAGAUGGAGAAUGAUGAUGUCAUCGAGGUAUACCAGGAACAGACAGGAGGUAGAGAUUGCGAGACGGACACGACGCACGACAGCAUGUGUUGAGCAUUCCAGUGUUGAGGACGUUGUGUGUUGUACGGACGAUGACAAGCCUUCAAUUAUAUAUUGUUUUUGUCCCAGAGGGUAACUGAUGAUAAAUCUUAUUAAGUGUACUACUGUAUUUAAGAUGACUUUGGAGUUUUGUAGUAUUUUCCAACAAAUAGAUUAUUUUCCAAAAACGUUGUACAUUUCCAAAUUGAUUUUUAAGAAUCAGAUGUUUUCAUUUUGAUAAAUUUUGUUAGAGAUGAAUGGCGGAAGUAAGUAGUGUUGGGGUGAAAUCAGAACCGCUGGAAAUUAAGGUCACAGAACAAUAGAUAGCCCUCUUUUGAAUCUGCGACACUAAGCAAUUUCUUUCCGUCAAUCGUCCUUUUAUACCUUAUGCAUUUUAAAGAGCUGAAACCGAACCAUAAACAUUUCAUAGUGAAAUAUUUUUAAUCCAAUCUUUUUUCACUUUAGCCCUUUUUCUCACAGCACAUCUACCUGUGUAAAAGCAAACAAAUUGAUUUUUUUCUAUUACCGAACUAUUUGUCUAACGUCUGGCUAAUCCGAUCCAUGUUGGGGGAAAAGUUUACUUUGUAUUAAAAAAAAUCAAGGCUAGGCCUAUGUGUUUUUUUAACUAAAAUUUACUGCACAUUUUCGGCUGAUCUGUACUUUUUGGUCAUCCAAACAGGGUCUGGACGCGAAUAGUUUGGAAUAGCGGGGCUCUUGUUUAUUUAGAUACAUUUCUUUGUUUAUUGUUUUAAACCAAAAAGUAUCAUGUGGGUAAUUUUAGUUAAGAAAAUUGAAUUAAGAAUAUACAUGAAGGAUCAAACUUAAAUGCCCCUGGCUGUUUUGUGUAGUCACUCUACACAAUUGUACAUUUUUUAAAUUCUUUUGUAGGGCUAGUUGUUAUUUAUAAGAAAUGUGUGUCUGCAAGAUUAUAGUUUACUCACCAGUCAAAUGGUUUAUUUCUAUUUGUUCUUUUCUAGUGUAUUUUGUAAAUAAAUUUUAAACACAAA